AGGAGCCGCCGGCCGCUUCCGGGGGUCGGGCUCCGGCCCGGCGCGCUGCGGCGGGCGAGGCGACCGGGAGGCAGGACGUGUCCCUCGCGCUGCGGUGCCGGGUUCGGCCUCGGAGCCCAGCGGCGGGGGCUCCGACGAGCUGGGAGGCGAGGGGGCCCCGGCGUGAAGGCCCCGCGGAGGCCCGGCCUCAGGGCCGCCUACGCAGGACCCCGCCCGGCUGCCGGGCGCCUCCGGGGACCGAGCCCGGGCCGCGGGCGCCGUGGGAGCCGGAGUGCGACUUCGCCCUCCGUUCCGCCAAGUUCGCAUGAGAAAAGGGCACGGUUUUUCUGACGGGAUUCCUCACUGCUUCUCUCCCGGCAGUGGCGGCGGAAGUACUCGAGUCCGGAAAACCCGGCGCCCACAGAUUCUGUUCGCUAGAAUGCCCUCAGAAGUCUCCAGUUUGCACUCCAGCAGAAGCCAGGCAGGAUGGCUGUGGACACAAGAAAGUCUGCUGGCCAGUUGUUCGAAGCCGGAUGGGUCGGCAGGGGCCUGAGAUGGUGACGGUGGAGUUGGAGGAGGACCACCCAGGGAUCAGGCUCUCAGCUUUCCGGAGGACCAGCCCCCCUGCUUGGGAGAUUUUCAGGCAACAGUUCAAACACUUCUGCUACCAGGGUUCCCUUGGACCCCGUCUGGCCCUGAGCCGGCUCCGGGAGCUCUGCUGUCAGUGGCUGCGGCCCAACACCCACAGCAAGGAGCAGAUCGUGGAGCUGCUGGUGCUGGAGCAGUUCCUGACCAUCCUGCCCGAGGAGCUGCAGGCCUGGGUGCGGGAGCAGCACCCCGAGAGCGGGGAGCAGACAGUGACCAUGCUGGAGGAUCUGGAAGGAAAGAGAAAUGUACAAGUAGGAAGACACUGGUCUGAUAUGGUUGUGGAAAGCUUGGAACAAAGCUUUCUCAGUUGUGGAACUCAGAGAACAAUGGGAAAACCCAGCAUUCAGCAGGGAACUGAGCUUCUCGCUAAGCCAGCCCAGUAAAGAGGGAAAGUGGGGAACAGCAGAUUCUGGGAUGGUGAGCAAGGAUACUGAAGGCAUUCUGUAUUUCAGAUAGAAUGAGGAGCAUCAUGCUCCUUACUUUACAGGUCACUCAGCUCACAGCAACAAAGAAGUAGGUGAAAUAUUCCCAAUUUGCACACAUGGAAAACUAAGUUCAGAGAGGUUGGGUAACUUGGCCAAGACCACACGGCCAACAGUGAAAUGACAGAAACAAGACCUGAUCAAAUUUUGCUUUCUGGCCGCUUCUCAGUGCCCCAGAAGGUAAAUAAGGCCCUGGUUUCUCACAUUUUUUUCCUAGUCUCUUGGAGAAUAUUUCUUGUGGACUCCUCCAGAGGUUCAAUCUCCGUUAAAUUCUUGAUAUCCUUAAAGCUUAAUGAUUUGCUUGUCUCUAGGUGUAAGCCCAUGCUCUGGAACAGGAAAUCCUUUUGUAGACAGUGACCCUUCAGACACUAGAUGAAGGAUCUUCAUACACAUGGGUUCAGCCCCCAGUGAUCCAGUUCAAGGGCAAAGGACCUGAGCCCCAACCAUCAGAGGAAGGAGGUGAGGCAUGAAUUUCUCUAGGGAAUUUGGACUGAAAUGACCUCUUGAGUUGAAAUUUUUUUGGCGUGUGACACUAAUUCCUUUUGACAAGGGUUAUUGAAGAACAUGACAAAGGUGACAUUUAGGGUAAUAAUGAUUAAAAGGUAAUAAGUCCUUUCAGAGCAGCCUCAGUAGUAUGGUCGGUUUUAAAUAUCUGUAUUUGAAAUUUCUACAUAUGGUCUAGUAGCAAAUGUUAUCUCAAGUAUUUUGAUGCUUACAUCCUUCAGUAGAUACAGAUAGGAUAUUAACACUGUAAAACUGUACUGACUUUUCUGAAAGUUACCCUUUAUUAUUACCAGAGAAGUAUAUAUGCAUUGUACAAAGUUAGAAAGUACAUAAAAGCAACAUAAGAAAAUAAAGCACGAUGUUCUGUCACUCA
This is a messenger RNA of Zalophus californianus (California sea lion), 1986 nucleotides long. Its product is annotated as zinc finger and SCAN domain-containing protein 23-like. The record is from RefSeq and is a predicted model, not a curated record. Bases 513 to 1010 code for a protein of 165 amino acids. NCBI's taxonomy places the organism in Eukaryota, Metazoa, Chordata, Mammalia, Carnivora, Otariidae. The transcript has 2 exons.